AUGAAGCCGAAGAGGAGAGCGACGUUCUCUCCGAGGCGAAAUCGUCUUUUCUCUUCACCUCAAACAAAACGGCGUCGUAGAGGUUGUUCUUGAGAAUAACACGUGAAAUGUACAGCUUCGUUUCAGGAUCUCUGUCUCCGGUGACAAGAAAAACGUCUUCGGAGAUGAGAGGUCCAGCUUCUGAUUUUCGGCCUUUUGAUUAUGAGGAGCUCUGUCCUGUUUUCUCGAGACUCGUCAACGUCGACGUGGGCGAGGAGGAAGUUGAAUCCACUGAUCUGGUAACAUUUCCGAAGCUCUUCGUUUUCCGAAACGAUUGUUCAGAUGCACUUACAACACGAGUUGGAGGCGAUGCUUUCUAAAUGCGCAAACGAUUCAAGAACUGUAUAUGGACAACUCCAGUUUCUCAACAUCGGUUCUUAUCCGAUUGCUGAUAUCCGCAACAGGUUUUUCUUUUCUUUACGUUUUUGCCGAGAUAUUCUAGUUUUCAUCAAAUUUUUUAAAUUUUCGAUGCUGUUUUUCAUUUGUAUUUUUACUUCAGACCUAUGCCAGAGUGUAAACUUCGCGAGUCUGUUCCAGAAGUGGUUACUCCGACGGCUCCUGAAACCGAAGGGUUUGUUGCUUAUUAAUUUAUUAUUUUGUUCGAAACUUUGGAGAGGUUCUCAAUAAUGCUUUUUAUUUUGUACAGAAGGGGUAUUCUUCGACAGAAUUACCUUUUUUGCUAAAAAUUUUCAAAAGAUUCAUUGGCAAAACUGGUUUUCACCUUUACAAUUUCCUUGUUUUGUGAUUAUUUUAUUGGUUUUGAGGAUUUGCGGACUUCCGACGGAAGACCCAGAAGAUGACGUUAACGUGAUGCCGCCGGCUCACAUUCCUUCCCGUUUUUGGUCCUGGUGCAAGGUUUUCACACUUUAUUUUCUAUUAAAUUUGUCAGUUUGCUACUUUCAGGAAGAAUUUCUGAGUAAUAUUGAUGCCGAGUACUUGACCGACUUCAAGGAGUUGAUACUAGAUAAGUUUAGUUCGAACGCCCUGGAGCAGUAUUAUGUGAAUGGUUUGUCACUAUUUUCAACCUAUUGAGAGUUUCAAUAUCUUUCUAGAACCUUGGAAGUAUCGAAAAAAGACUACGAGAACGCGAGUCACGAGCGGAUCGAAGCCUAGGCGAAGAACCAGCGGCGAAGUCAGUUUCGAAAAGAAAGAAACGCCUACUUCUUCCAAGAAAAAGUGAGUUUUCAAAUUUUUUUUUCUUGUUUCUUAUACAUUUAACUGUUUUCAGUUUAGUAUUAUGAUUAAUCUUUAUUCUUGGUAGGAAAAAAAAGUUUUAAAAAAGCUUACCAGCUGCUGCUUAGAUCAGAAUUUAUUUUCGAAAUAACAUCACAUGAAAAGAGAAAAAAUAGCGUAAAAUAAACAUUUGAACGUACGUGCCAGAGGUGGAGGAUGGCUUCCCACUGGCCGCCCUGCCUGCCAAGCCAUGAACGCCCAAAAGCAGAAAUGACUUUUUCAAUAGUAGGUCAAUGACUAAUUUCUAUCGCUUGGCUAAAUGGCUUGGCUUGGCCGCCAAGCCAAGGGCUGCCUUCCCAAUCCUCCACCUCUGGUACGUGCAAAGGUUUUUAAAAAUUUUUUUAGUUUGUCAAAGGUAAUUGUAAAUAAUUUCAGCGGCUCCUUGACUAGAAACCGUUGCCAGGAACAAUCAGCCGUUUUGAAUGGAAAUAAAAUCGUUCCCAUCGUUUCUUUGGUUACCGAAGCGUGUAGAGGACUCCGCAAGGACAGGUAGGCUUUUCUUUGAAAUACAAUUCUCAGAUUCAAAAACUAUUUAAGCUACAAAUAUUUUUCUUUUCAGCAAGAUUUCGCUGGAUAACGACAGGUCGCCUAUUAGUGGACGGCGGUACAGUGAACGGCUCCAAAUUAGAGAAGAACACGAUUUCGACAGAUUCCGUAAGUUUCUUUUACAGCAAUUAUUCUCUGGUGUCUUUUUUGGCAUUUUUAGACGAGGGAAAGAUCUCAUAUCUGUUUACAUUGUUUUUUUAAAUGAUAUUAAUAUUGAAUUGUGAGUUUUUUUGCUCUCCCAUGACAAUGAUUGAUUAAGGUUUCGAAAAAAAAAAUCAAGUAUUUCUGAUUUGAUUUUGCUCACUUUUAAAAAAUAUUGAGAUGAAUAUUUUUAAUUAUUUUAAUAAUCGUUUAUAAAAUUAAUCAGUUUGACAGAUAAAAAUCACAUGUUUCUUGCAAUAACUUUUAAAAUCGGAAUGUUUUCAUUCCGAAAUUUUUCUUCUACAUUGGUAUUUAUUGGAAAAUAAUGUUUUGAAGGAAACAUCAAAACCGAACCGAUUGACGUCGACGACGAUCCCGUGGAAGUUGAGUACAGGACGCCGCCCACCAGUCCUCGAUGUUCGUUUUUUUCUCAAAUUUUUUUAUCUUCUGUUUUUAAAAAAUCAUUUUUUUGAGCAUUUAAAAAAAUCUUUUGGAACUUUCGAAGAAAGCUGGAAAUCUUUAAUUCGGUGAUUUGCGUAUUUUUUUCUCAAGUAAUUUAAUAGAUGAUUUUAUAAUUUUUUUGGAUUUGAAAAUUUGUUUUAACUGAUAUUCGAAUUAAAAGACGUUUUUUUGCUACUUUUUUUGUUUAUUCGUGGCGUCGAGGUAACUGUAAAACGAAAUGAGGUUUUUCAUGCAAAGGUCCCUUAUUUUAUGUGAAAUAGGGAGACAAGUCCGAUAUGAGCCUUAUUUCCUCUUUCUUGCUGAACAUUUCAACAUCAUUUUUCCAGUCGGAACUAUUCAUCCGCCGCUUGUUUUAGUGCACUCGCCGCGGGUGAAAAAAGAGCGGGAAGAGGAAGAAUGGGAGAAGGCGGGACCUAGCAACGGCUACCAUUCUCCCUGCGAAAACGGCAAAUCCAACGGAUUCUCCUCUCUCCACACGCCGAACGGCCGCGUCAACGGCGACUUCAGAUCCUCAAAACGGAAAAACGGCGAAGUUUAUCGUCCAAAUCACGUUUUCCUCAUUCUAACCAUUCAGAAGAAGAAUAACAACGUCUACUUGAGCCCCAUCAACGGAAACUCCCGACGAAACACGGAGCAGAAUGGUUUUUUUUGUCUCAAUCUUCUCUGAUCUGUUUUUUCCACUUCAGGCGAUGACGAUUCUUGUGAACUCGACCUGACGACCGACGAUUUCGAUCCAUUACUCAUUGGAGCGAAAAUUGUCAAUAAACUGAUAACUGGAGGUAACUUAUUAAGAAAAACAGAGACCUCAAGAUUGCUUUUUUCUUGAAAUAUUUAGCUUGAAAACCUUUUUGAUGUUAUGUUCUUAGCCAUAAGCUGUUGAGUUAUGAAUAUUUCUAGGUUGAAAAAGUUUUUUUUUUGGCUGCAUGUUGGUGAGUUAAAGCAUGGAUAUUAUUCGAAAAAAAAGCUCAUAUUCUCUAAAAUUUAUUAUGUGCGUUCAAUAAAGUUGAUAGUUUCUUUCUGAACGUCUUGAGCUUUAUUUUGAGGGCCUUCAGUCAUUUCAAGAGACUUAUAUAAAACAAAAAACUCAAUAAAUAAAGAUUUUGGACAGAAAUUCGAAAAAAUGUUUUUGCUUUCACGAAGUUUUCCGCUUACAGGGGUAUUAUCUGGGUCGACGGCUCACAUUUUCGAAGAACUAUCGAAAAAUGAAGUUAAUGGACAAGGCGCCGAGGUAAAAUUUUGUGAAGAGGGUCGCUACGAAGCUGACGACUACAAUGUUGUGAGUGAUUCGAGGAUAUUUUUUGCUUUUUUGAAAAUUAUUUUAUGGAAUUAGUUGGCAAGUUGAGAUAUUCUUCAGUUUAUGAAUUCUUUUACGCUGGGGAAAUAUUCGAAAAUGAAUUACUGGGAAGGUGAUUUUUUUUUCAUAACUAAAAUUUUAUUUUUCUCGCGCAAGGAGUUUGUUUAUGAAUUUUUGCUGAGUUUGGUUCCAAGACGCUUUUUCCAGUUUGUAAGAAAAAGAAAGAAAACUUUUCUUCGAACAUCCUUCUAUUCAAUUUUCGUUCAAUGAAAAAUAUUUAGAUCGUAAACAAAUUUUUUUUUGUUGCAGGACGAGCUGUCCUCGAAGCUGCAGGAGUGUCAGAUCGAGCUGAAGGAGCUCGAGCCUAAAGGAAACGCCAUGGUGGCCAUGGUUUGGCGUCGGGCUCGUGCUCAGUUCGCCUACUGGGAGACCUUCGAGCAACUUCACGAGGCCAAUUAUGAUGUUCGUUUGAUAUUCUGAAAUCAUUCAAAGAGAAAGAUUUUUGCGUUUCUAACCCAGUAUGUUAAUUCCUUUUUUUUUACCAAAUAUUAUUAAUACUUCUCAUCAAACUUUUUAUUUUAUUCGAUUUCUCAGUUGGUCCACGUUUUUCUUUUUAAUUCUAUUCGAUUUUUUUCGUGUUCUAUAGAAGGCUAUUAUUAAAAAAAUUUAUCAUUUUUUUCCUUCAUAAUUGAAGUCAUAAUUCAAAAAUUUGAAACUCUUUUUCCGCGAAAAUCUCUGAGUUCUGAGAUUUUCCUCGCUCUGAAAAUGUUAUUAAAUUUUGACUUUGAUUUUUUCAAACCACUUUUGUUGUGAUUUGCAGUUGUUCCGACUUGGAGUGAAUAUGUACCGCGAUUACCCGAGGCGUCUUCCAAAUCUCAGUGAGCAGCCGCAUUUGAGGGUUUGUUGGAUGGUUUUUUCGUUUAUACGUAGAUUAUUUAUCAAUUUUAUCGUCGUUCAUUGCGAAUUACAGUCGAUUCCUUCGCUUUCAUGUAAAAGUUAGUCCAAAGGUUUUUGAAUAUAAUCACUGAAAAUAUUUUAAAACUUACGUGUAUUUAGUGUUCUUGGAACUACUGAAAGAAGAAGAAGAUUUGAAUUUUGAAAGCGACGUUUUUCAGGAAUUUUUAUCGAGCGGUUAAAUUUUUCACACUAACAAGAAAAGUCAUUUUACUUUGUGAUCCAGGAUUUCCUGCAAUACGGACGGAUUAUUUCUUAAUAUUCUGAGAGAUUUCAACCUGCAAAACUUCUUUUUUCAAGGGAAUAAUUGCUAACAGUCUGAAAUGAUCUCUUCUAGCAGAUUUUGAUGGCUUUCUUGAAUUUCGCGAGCUUCUGUCUCGAAAAUUAAAAAGUUGAGCUGCUUGAGAAUCUUCUGAUACAUCAGAAGGUAUCUGGCCAAAUUAGAAAAUAUCCAAUCACAAAGUUGAAUGACUUUCCUUGUCAGAUUUCUUGCUUGAUCCCUACACGCAUCAUGUUCUUCAUUCCAGGCUUCGAUACGAGUUCGCAAUUUCAAGGCGAGGUCCCACUACGGCCGUUUCUACAAGCGACAACCCCGAUACCGUCUCAUUCUGCCUUCUUCUCGAGCUUCUUCUCUUUAUUAA
Messenger RNA from Caenorhabditis auriculariae, 5310 nucleotides. The record is from the annotation of a GenBank genome assembly. Lineage: Eukaryota; Metazoa; Nematoda; Chromadorea; Rhabditida; Rhabditidae.